AUGCCUUCUCGUACUGUCGAUAUCACCUUUAGGAAGUCUGAAAAUCAGCACGGAAGAUGGCUUGCUUGGGCUAUAAACCCAACAUCUACAGGGAUGAUCGGCUCCCAGGCUUUUGUUGCAUUACAACGUUCUGAUGGGACUCUCGAAGCAUACACGUCACCUAUCGACACCUAUGGAACCACCCUUGUGAAAGCCCAGUAUAUCAAUGGACAAGUCAUCAUCUUUGCGAGGUUUGAGCUACCUAUGAAUGGAAGCAAUGUUGUGAAUCAUGUUUGGCAAGAAGGAGCACUACAAGAUGAUGAUACACCAGGAAGUCAUGGCAUGUCAGGAGAUAACUUGAGAUCUUUUGGGACUUUGAAUUUCCAUUCUGGGAAAACUGUGGCUUUGAGUAGUCAUAAUGUAAAACUAAAUUCAAGGUCUAAGAUAAAGAUAGCACAUGGUGUUAUCAAUGUGGCUAGUUGGGGAAUGAUGAUGCCACUUGGUGUUGUUCUUGCUAGAUUGAGAUAUCUGCCAUUACAAGAGUAUCCAGCUUUGUGGUUCAAUCUACAUAUUAAUUGUCAAAGUAUAGCUUAUUUUCUUGGUAUUGCUGGUGGAGGUUUGGGAUUUUAUCUUGGGAGACAAUCUUCUUCAGUUAAACAACACUCUUGUCAUAGGUACAUUGGUGCUGCACUCUUAGUGCUUGCAACAUUACAAGUGUUAGCUCAUCGUCUACGGCCAUCAAAGGAACACAAAUACAGGUUGUAUUGGAAUAUUUAUCACUGGUGCACUGGUUAUGGUACUAUUAUAAUGGGAAUUCUCAAUUGUUUCAAAGGUUUCCAGAUGAUGGAUGUCGGGAUUUGGAAGAAUGCUUACAUUGCUUUUCUUGCUUCGUUGGCCUUUGUUGCUGUUGUUCUUGAAGUUUGCAGAUGCUACCUCAACGCUAACAAAGGAACAGCUACACCAGAAGGAGUUUCUGCAAACAGUAUAGAAGACAAGGCAUAG
Solanum pennellii is the source of this 981-nucleotide messenger RNA. RefSeq names its product cytochrome b561 and DOMON domain-containing protein At5g47530-like. NCBI's taxonomy places the organism in Eukaryota, Viridiplantae, Streptophyta, Magnoliopsida, Solanales, Solanaceae. Bases 1 to 981 code for a protein of 326 amino acids. The transcript is spliced from 2 exons. The record is from RefSeq and is a predicted model, not a curated record.